UGUGCAAUAGCCUACAAUUCAGUAUUGUUGAGUUGAAUUCCCUAGGUGUGUUUACCUAUCCAUUACCAACGAUACAAGCGCAUCAUCGCAAUAAAUAAUAUCGAAGAGACUGGUGAGAGAGCACACGUAACAUUUUAUUGACGGGCGGGGCUUGCUUGCCAAUUUUCGAGGAUUGUAUUUCCUUACUAGUCACACCCCUAUCCGGAAGAGAAACAGCAACGAAUUCGCGAGAAACUUUCUCAGAUCGACAUCAAGAAGCUACCGCAGGAGAUCAUCACUUUUUCAUAUUCAUAUUCAGGACACAACAUGUGGCCUAACCAAGGUCCCCCUGGCCAGAACCCGGCCUUCCCCCCAGCCUACAACCCUGGAUUCCCUUCUGGUCCAAACCCAGCACACCCUCAAGGUCAGAACCCCAUGUACGCACCUGGCACAAACCCUGCUUAUCCCCCUGGUAUGGCCCCUGGUAUGGCCCCCGGUAUGGCCCCUGGUAUGGCCCCCGGUAUGGCCCCUGGUAUGGCCCCCGGUAUGAAUCCAGCCAUGCCUCCAGGAUCCAUGCCUUACGGACAAUACCCAGGAGGACAACAGCCUUAUCCAGCUGGACCAGGUGCACCUGGUUACCCAGGGCCCUACCCUGGUGGGGUCCAUCCAGGUGGAGUCUACCCCGGGGGCAUGCAUCCCGGCAUGGCUGGGGGUGUGGCGGGAUUCGGGAUGGGAGUCACUGGACACAAGGCACACAAAAAAAUGAAGAAGGCGAAGGGGAAGAAGGCGCACAAAGCCGACAAACACCUGAAGCAUCAUGGAGGCCACAGGAAGCACUCUUCAAGCAGUAGCAGCAGCAGCAGCAGCGACGAGGAGUGAUGUCACUAACAACAUCCAACAGUGUCUUCAACACAGCACAUCCUUGAAUUAAAUGGGGGAAAAAUGGCCUCUUCUUCUUCUACCUAAAUUGCAAUGAGGUUAAAGGAACGUGUUAGGAUGGGGGAGGACUAUUAUUAAGAAUGGGAAAAAAUGAUUGGAAAAUGAUUUGAAUAUUAAUUGUAUACCACUGUAACAAAAGUAUGUAUAAUGAACACAAUUAUGCCUUCCAUAGUCUUAACAUUUUAGGGAUAUAGGCCUAUGAAUGUGUGCACAGUCAUGAGGAUAUGCACUAUAAUGUAUAAUAUUAUGCCUUUACACUGAUAAGUAAUAUUUCAAAUGGUUGAUAUAUAUUCCCAACUAUAAAUAAUAUAUAGGCUAUAGCUGAGCGAGUGAGCGAAAUGUGUGGAAUUUCCCCAGUAAAAAAAACAACAACAAAUAAAUAUUUAUUUUAAUACUGGA
This is a messenger RNA of Oncorhynchus kisutch (coho salmon), 1317 nucleotides long. RefSeq names its product proline rich 13 (gene prr13). The coding region runs from base 307 to 858 and encodes 183 amino acids. Lineage: Eukaryota; Metazoa; Chordata; Actinopteri; Salmoniformes; Salmonidae. The record is from RefSeq and is a predicted model, not a curated record. The transcript has 4 exons.